AUGACGUCAACAACAAUACAAUCGACAUCAUCGUCAUCAUCAACAACAACAUCGUCAUCGACAUCAUCAUCUUCAACCACAACAACAACGUCGUCAACAUCAACGACAACAACUGGUUGCUACAGUAUGUUCAACAAUCAAACAGUUUACUCAGUUGUUUCUGCUCCCUUAUCACUGGUGCUAGCAGAUGUAAAUAAUGACAAUAAAUUCGAUAUUGUCGUCGCGAAUUAUGGUUCGAAUAAUAUCGGCGUUCUUCUAAAUUCUGGUAACGGGAUCUUUUCGUCUCAGAUUACCUACCCAGUUGGUUCAGUUCCAUAUUCCGUAGCAGUAGGUGAUAUGAAUCGUGACAAUAAAGUCGAUAUUGCUGUCGUAAACUAUGGUGCAAAUACCAUUAGCGUUCUUCUCAACCGAGGUAAUGGAACGUUUCUCUCUCAAGUUACUUACACAGCUGGUUCCUAUGCCUACGCAGUAGCAGUAGCUGAUGUGAAUAAUGAUAAUGCGUCGGAUAUUGUUGUUGCAAACGCUGGAUCGAGUAACGUCGGUGUUCUACUCAACAAAGGCAACGGAAGUUUUUUUUCUGAAAUUACUUAUCCAGUUGAUAGCAUUCCGGUGUCAGUACAAAUGGGUGAUGUAAAUAAUGAUAAUAAAAUCGAUAUUAUUGUCGUAAACUAUGAUUCAGGUACCGUCAGUGUUUUGCUAAACAUAGGUAGUGGAACAUUUUCUUCUCAGACUACUUAUUCAGUCGGUUCAGAUCCGCAAUCGUUAGCAGUAGGUGAUGUCAACAAUGAUAAUAACAUCGAUAUUGUCGUCGCAAAUUCCGGUUCGAGCUCCGUUAGCGUUCUUCUGAACCGAGGCAAUGGAACGUUUCUGUCUCAAAUUACUUAUUCAACUGGUACUAGUCCAUAUUCAGUAGUAAUCGGCGAUAUGAAUGGUGAUAAUAACCAAGAUAUUAUUGUCGCAAAUUCUGGUUCGAAUACCACCGGUGUUCUUCUCGGUACAGGCAAUGGAACAUUUCUUUCUCAAUUAAGUUACUCGGUUGGUUAUCGUCCAGCAAUUCCAAUUGAAAGAUUUAAAUCAACUGAUAUAAUGCCUACUGAUAAAGAUACAAUAAAUAAUUUAUUAAAUUCAUUUCGAGAUGAUCAACAAGGACAUAUUCGACAUUGUGAAAAUAUAGAAAAAAGUUUCGUUUUGGAUUUUUUUCCUCUUGAUGUAAAUGAUUAUACUGAAGUUGAAUUUCAUCAAACUCAAACAUAUAUUCGAUCAAUGGAUUAUCUAAGUUUUGGUGAAUGUAAACCAAUGGGUUUAUUACUAAAAUGA
Molecule: messenger RNA, 1317 nt
Organism: Adineta steineri
Lineage: Eukaryota; Metazoa; Rotifera; Eurotatoria; Adinetida; Adinetidae
Source: the annotation of a GenBank genome assembly